Molecule: messenger RNA, 603 nt
Organism: Theileria equi strain WA
Lineage: Eukaryota; Apicomplexa; Aconoidasida; Piroplasmida; Theileriidae
Product: histone H2a, putative
Exons: 1
Coding region: 75-467 (130 amino acids)
Cellular component (GO): nucleosome
Molecular function (GO): structural constituent of chromatin; DNA binding; protein heterodimerization activity
Source: RefSeq, a predicted model, not a curated record
GCCACGAUAUAACCAGGAAAAGGCCGUUGUUAGAAAGUUAAAAUUUUUGUUGUUAAUUUGUUGUAUUUUGAAAAAUGACGGCAAAGGAUAAGGGUGGUGUUGCUGGUGGACGCAAAAAGGCCAUUAAGGCAGUAACCAAAUCAGCCAAGGCUGGUUUGCAAUUCCCAGUUGGCCGUAUUGGCAGAUACUUGAAGAAUGGCCGUUUCGCCAAGAGAGUAGGUGCCGGUGCCCCUGUCUACUUGGCAGCUGUACUCGAGUACUUGUGUGCAGAAAUUCUUGAAUUGGCAGGAAAUGCCGCCAGGGACAACAAGAAGUCCCGUAUCAUUCCCCGCCAUAUUCAGUUGGCCAUAAGGAACGACGAAGAGCUUUCCAAGUUCCUCGGAGGUAUCACCAUUGCCGCUGGUGGUGUUAUGCCAAAUGUCCAAGCCGUUCUUCUUCCCAAGAAGAACAAGAAGGAUAAGGAAUAAAUUUCUUACCUUUAACUUACUUAGCAUAUUACACAUUGAUAAGUAAUGGGAUUUUACGAAUUUCGAAGCCGAAUUUGACGACUUAGACUUACAACUAAUCAGGCUUCACUUGAAGCCAUCUAAUUUUUACCUCACA